AUGAGAGAAUUUAAUGAAAUCGAAACAGAUAUUUAUACUUAUGCGCAAGAAAAAUUCACCACAAAUUCACCAUCAUUUCGGAUACAUCGAAGUAAACGACAAAUAACAUCACCAGGACGAUGCAAUUGUAUUUCACAAAACACGUGCCCUCCAGGGCCGCCAGGACCACCUGGGAUACCAGGCUCAGAUGGUACACCUGGACGACCAGGGUUGCCUGGCGCACCUGGCAUACCUGGAAACUACCCACCAGUGGCAAUAAACUUAGAUGCGAACUGUCGUAUAUGUCCAGGCGGUAGCCCAGGAUUUCCAGGAUCACCCGGAUUGCCUGGACAAGCAGGAGAGCUAGGACCACCAGGCCCACCUGGGCCCAGAGGAGAGCCUGGAUUCCCUGGACCACAAGGUCAACCAGGACCAGCCGGAGAAAUGGGAAGUGCUGGUAAGAAUGGUCCACCAGGCCCACCAGGCCGAGGAGGAUUUCAAGGAGGAAAAGGUGAACCAGGAACACCAGGCCAAAAAGGUCCUCUCGGUCCACCAGGAAUUCCAGGUCAAAACGGCAAUGAUGGAAACCAAGGAUUUAGUGGUCCACAAGGGCCACCCGGACCACCAGGUGAGCCUGGCGCUCCAGGCCCCGAUGGCGUCCCUGGUCCGAUCGGACCAUCUGGAGGACCCGGUGAAGAUGCUUCGUAUUGCCCCUGCCCACCUCGAAAGAAUGUCGAUUCGUCAUAA
This is a messenger RNA of Dracunculus medinensis (Guinea worm), 726 nucleotides long. Lineage: Eukaryota; Metazoa; Nematoda; Chromadorea; Rhabditida; Dracunculidae. The record is from the annotation of a GenBank genome assembly.